GGGAGGCACCUGCGCUGCUGCAGCGCUGCGCUGGAGGCAGGGGAGCAGCGGGUGCGGAGCUCUUGGCACCGCUGCCGGCGCUUGGCAGUAGGCGGAGGAAGCACCGCGGGGCACGGAGCGCUGUCCCGGAGCUGCCCGGCUGCUCACCAUGCGCGGGGCCGCUCUGCUGCUCCUGGCGCUGGGGCUGCAGCAGGCCGAGGGCCGGUGUUUCUUCAACCGCACGGAGGAGUACUGCCUGUGCUAUAGGCUGACCCAGCAGAGCGCCGGCAGCAUCAUCCAGUGCCUCGCCGCUUCCGCCGUGGAGUUCCAGGGGGGAGACCUGGAGAAAUACGCUGACUUUGCCAUCGAGGACCUGGACGCCUCCACCAUCGACAUGCUUGGCAGCCUGGAAAUCAGGAAGAUCAUUUUUUCGGACCUUUUGGUUCCUGAGGUCCUCCUGGCCCGCAUCCUGCGGUUCUUCUCCUACACUCGGGUGCAGGAGAUGGUGUUUGAGAGCUGCAGCUUUGUGGGGAGGAGCAGCUGGGCGGACAUGGCGGGCCAGGCCUUGCCCAUCGUGUCACUGAGCUUCCACAACGUGACGGCCGCUGCGCUGGCAGGCCGUGAGCAGGACCUGUCCCCACUCGGCCGCUGGCUGGGAGCCCUGCAGGAGCUGUCGGUCACCGCCUCACACGUGGCCGUGCUGCCCUGUGCCGUGGGCCGGGCGCUGGGGUCCCUGCGCUCGCUGGACCUGGCACAUAACAGCCUGGGGGAUGACAGCCUGGCUCCUGCCUUCUGCAGGGGGGCCUUCGCGCAGCUGCAGGUGCUGAGCCUGCGGCACAACAACCUGACGUCGUACCACGCUGUGUGCGGCGGUGUGCAGCUGCUGGGCGAGCUGCGGCACCUGGAUCUCAGCCACAACGCGCUCAUCACCGGAACGUCUUCGUCCUCCGCCUGCCAGUGGCCAGCGUCCCUCCGCGUCUUUAACUUGUCCAACGCCGGCUUGGACGAAGUGCUCACACCUCUGCCCCCCAAUCUGGAGGUGCUGGACCUGAGCUCCAACCGCCUCCACGCUGUGGACAUCUCCCUGCGCUCCCUGCAGGCGCUCUUCCUCAGCCGCAACGUGCUGCCGGCCCUGCCGUCCAUCAGGGGCUGCCCCGCGCUGCGCACCCUGCACCUGGACAACAACCUGAUCGCGGAGCUGCCGCGGGACGAGGUGCUGCUGCUGGAGCACCUGCGCGAUGUGGCCGUGGCCGGGAACCCCUUCAACUGCACCUGCGCCGGGGCUGGGGCCGUGCAGGCGCUGGCGGCCAUGGGGUGCCUGGGGCAGGGCUGGCCGCAGGGCUACGUGUGCCAGGCGCCUGCCCGCUACCAGGGCGUGCUGCUGCGGGACGUGCCCGCCUCUGUGCUGCAGUGCAACCCCGCCGCCGUGCUGGCUCCUGUGUGCACGGGCCUGGCAUUGCUCUGCGUGGCCGUGGCUGGCGGGCUGCUGUGGGCACGGGGGGCACGGCCCCGGUGGCUGUGCAGCCUGGGGCGCCAGAAGGAUGCUUGCAAUACUGCAGAGCGCUUGUAAGGGCUCUCUUGGUGUCCCACACCACAAUUCCCUGCGGAACAGGACUGUACCCAGCAUUGUCCCACCGUAGUGGUGGCUUUCCCAACUUGAAUUUUGGAAAUCCUCUUAGAAGCAUUAAGGUUUGGAAAGACCUCUUAAGAUCAUCUAGUCCAACCCCAAUCUAUCUCAUCGUGUUCCCAGGUGCCACGUUUACACAUUUCUGGGACGCCUCCAGGGUCCGUGACUCCACCACCUCCCUGGGUAGCCCAUGCCAAUGCAUUAUCACUCUUUCAGAGAAGAAACGUUUCCAAAUAUCUAACCUGAGCCACCCCUGGCACAACAUGAGGCCAUCACCUCUUGUCCUAUCACUGUUACCUGGGAGCAGAGGCCGACCCCCCCUCACUACAACCUCCUGUCAAGGAGCUGCAGGGAGUGAUGAGGUCUCCCCUGCGCCUCCUCUGCUCAGGCUGAGCAGCCCCUGUUCCCUCAGCCACUCUCCAUAGGAGUUGUGCUCCAGACCCCUCACAGCUCCGUGCCCUUCUCUGAGCACGCUACUGUGCCUCAGUGUCCUCCAUGCAGUGAGGGGCCCAGCACUGAGCACAGCACUCAAGGUGUGGCCUCACCAGUGCCAAAUACGGAGGGACGACCGCUCCCUGCUCCUGCUGGCUGCACUACUGCUGACACAAGCCAGGAUGCUGCUGGAUUUCUCAGCCACCUGGGCACAGUGCUGGCUCACAUUCAGCUGGCUGUUGCCUAACUGCCCCCAUCCUUUUCCCCCACCCUGCUUGCCAGGGACAGUUUUCCUUACAUCCAGCCUUGCUGCUCCUCGCCCCAGCUGGCACCCAUUGCCCCUGUGGUACUGGUGGCCUGAAUCGAGAGAAGCUGGGCUCUAUCAUGUCUGUGCAGGGGGACUGAGGCGAGUGGCUGAGAAAGGAGUGAACAGAGAGAGCAGGGGGUAUGGGGAGGCUGGCCGGGGGUGGGCAGCGUUCGUGCCACGCUCUGUUCUGCCUUCCCAUUAAAAUCUGCUCCUGGGC
Molecule: messenger RNA, 2562 nt
Organism: Numida meleagris (helmeted guineafowl)
Lineage: Eukaryota; Metazoa; Chordata; Aves; Galliformes; Numididae
Gene: CD14
Product: CD14 molecule
Exons: 2
Coding region: 149-1549 (466 amino acids)
Biological process (GO): positive regulation of type I interferon production; toll-like receptor 4 signaling pathway; lipopolysaccharide-mediated signaling pathway
Cellular component (GO): membrane raft; lipopolysaccharide receptor complex; external side of plasma membrane
Molecular function (GO): protein binding; lipopolysaccharide binding
Source: RefSeq, a predicted model, not a curated record